UCCCCGACAAGUUCAAGUUCAAGCUCAAGAGGAAACUUUGAAGGGGCUCCUCGUGUUGUGGUGUUUUGGAGGAUGACCGGAAGAGACAACAAUAACUGAAGGCUACAGAGGAAAGGAAAAUUAACGUGCAAAGGCCUAAGAAGCGAUACAAGGCGUGAGAGGUCUAUAGAAGAAGCGUGGAGCCGUGACCUUUGAACCCCCUGUGCUGACUCCUACUGACCUUGUUCCCGCGCCCUGUCCUUGUUUCCCUGCCCUGACCUUGUUUCCCUGCCCUGACCUUGUUUCCCUGUCCUGUCCUUGUUUCCCUGCCCUAUCCUUGUUUCCCUGCCCUGACCUUGUUUCCCUGUCCUGUCCUUGUUUCCCUGCCCUGACCUUGUUCCCCUGCCCUGUCCUUGUUUCCCUGCCCUGACCUUGUUUCCCUGCCCUGACCUUGUUUCCCUUCCCUGACCUUAUUCCCACACCCUGACUUUGUUCCCUUGUUUCCUUGACCUUGUUUCCAGUCCACCAAUAGACAGUCAUGCAGAGGAGAGCAGCCUCAGGGGUUGGUGCACUCUGUUGCUGGUGAGGGAGCAGCUUCCAGCAACCUUCAAGACUUAACACAUUACAAUGGAUGUCAGGCGGUCACAACGUGUAAAGAAAGGCAAGAAAACUCCCUCAGGCACAGUCACCACACAGAGCCCUCUCCUGGUCAGUGAGGAUAGACAUGAGGGACCUAAAGUGCCGUCAGAACCCUUAAGGAUGGAGGCAGAAGACACCCACACUAUUGACGACGAAGCCAAGGAGGAUGAAAAUUAUGUAGUCAAGAUAGAAACAGCAGAAGAGUACGAAGAGCAGGUUGAUGAUGACUUUGAUGAAGAGAUGAAGGUUGAUAUCAAGGAGGAAGACCUACAUUUCGAAGAAGACAGUUAUCUAACAAGGUACCAGAUACCACACACCAAGAAAGAGAAUGACCCGGAUGCUGUACAUACUCAGGAACAAGGUGAACCACAUCCAGACUCUGCUGAACAUCUGCGUCAGGAUCCAACCCCACAGCAUAGCCAUAGAUGGCAUGAGAUGCCUCGUAGGCGGACCACCCCUAUGCCCACUCAGGGGCCCCAGGCAAGCCAGGAUUCCCAGGACACCCAGCCUGCAGAACCGGAGGAGAGGUCUGAACCCGCGGAAGAGCUGCUCCCUGAGGUCAGCCUAUCCAACAUCGAGCAUCAGGACAUCGCAGGCCUGAGUGAUACCGUGCAGCCCAAGAAACGAUACCGCCUCAGUAAGAAGGAAAUAUCAGACUACAAGUUUACGCAAGAGCAGAAGGGGCAGAUCGCCGAAUUCGUCAAGGAACACCCUACUUUAUACGACAAGCGGGACAAGCAAUGGUCGAAUCCAAGGGCGAAGGAGGAACUUUGGAGGGAACUGGCACGGGAAUUCGAAAACUGUACCUUUCAUCAAAUACGCAAAUAUUUCGAGGCACGGCGAACCGACUUCGGAAAAAUAGAGAAGGAGAACAAGAGCGGGGCGGCAGCACGACAACGAACAACACGGGAGGAAGAAGUAAUGUCAAUGUGGGGAUUCCUGGGCGGUCACAUCAGCCACGAACCAACAAUACCAAGCGAGCAGUUCUCACCUGCACCUGACGGCGCCACACCAACAAUGGAAAUAGGCGGAGAAUCAUCCAGUGGUGACAUGUCGGGCCUCUCUGUAACUUCGAUUCAGCGGAGGAAGCGACUGCUGAAGCAGAGGAGGACCGAGAGAGGGGAGCGACGUGUUGGCACCUGA
This is a messenger RNA of Eriocheir sinensis (Chinese mitten crab), 1761 nucleotides long. RefSeq lists its product as uncharacterized. The transcript is spliced from 5 exons. Lineage: Eukaryota; Metazoa; Arthropoda; Malacostraca; Decapoda; Varunidae. The record is from RefSeq and is a predicted model, not a curated record. The coding region runs from base 607 to 1761 and encodes 384 amino acids.